Paramecium octaurelia is the source of this 939-nucleotide messenger RNA. The record is from the annotation of a GenBank genome assembly. NCBI's taxonomy places the organism in Eukaryota, Ciliophora, Oligohymenophorea, Peniculida, Parameciidae.
AUGAACUCGAUUAAAAUGGAAAUAAAUAAUCCAUCCACCAAGAUUGCUGUAAUUCCUAUGAAUAAAGUCAUCAAGAAAAAGAAAUAAAAUUCUAAAAUGAAGGAAUAAUGUCUAAAUUCAAUACCCCAGCCAAAGGAGUUUGUGACUUCAUUCAUUAUUCCAAGAAAUAUUAACCAGAACUAGUACUUUAGAACGAAGGAGAACAUUUAGUUCGCACUUACAACCUUUAAUGAUAACACUCUUGGAGAAUUGGGCAUCAACAUAUUCAGUAUUGGGUACUCUGUUUCUUAAACUGAUAUUCAACAACAGAAGGUGGAAUAUCAUUUUUAGGCCAGAGACUUUGAUUUAGCCGAUAUAUCCACGAUAUUUUAGAUGUUGAGAAUAUUGAACAUGGAUAAAGCAUAUAAUAAUUUAAGUAAAUACUUAUAAAGAUAUGACUAAAUAUCAUCGAUCCCUUGUUCAACCGAGCUUGAAAUAUAGCAAGUGGAAGAACUUGCUUCCAAAUAUCCCUAUGAAUGUUACACAUUUCGUCAUGAAAGAAAUGAAUCUGUUAUUCUAAAAUACACUCAUAAUAUUAAAUUUCUACAUUUGAUGGGGAUUACAAUAGACAUGAUAGAAGAAUUUUUAAGAGAAACAAAAACACUCCCCUGUGCCAUAAGAGUCAACAAUUAUUUAGAAGUUUGGCAUCAAGUAUUUGAGGCUGUUUCAAACGACUAAUAAAUAUUUGAAAUGGAAGUAUAAAAUUUUAAUGGGAAAAGAUUUUAUGUUAAAAUAAAAUAAGCACAAAUUUUUGUAGAAAAAGAUGGAAAACUGUAUGGAUAUUUAUAUUGGAUAUACUUAACUGACACUAAUCAAAAUUUAGCAAUAAAAAACUACGAAGCUGAAUUAGACAAAUUAUACCCAAAACCAAAGGAAUGCCUUUACAAACAAAUAAAAUGA